AUGCCGAACACGCUAGUAAAAUGUGGAGGUAUAAUGUAGGAAAACGCUGUUCUUUUAGGCAAGGGAUGAAGGGAUAAAGAAAAAAGAAAAAAGAAAAAAGAAAAAAGAAAAAAGAAAAAAGAAAAAAAAGAAAAAAGAAAAAGAAAAGGAUACAAGAAGAACAAGUUUCUUACUCACUAACCCUAACUCUCCAAAUUCCAAUUCCUAGAAUUUGCUGCGAUUACAAAUUCCAUUUCGUUCUACAAGUUACAGAUUUCGAUCGAGUUUUAUUUUCUAUCUAAAAAGUUCGAUUUUCAGCAUCAAUCCAAGUUACUUUUCGAGGAAAAACAUUGAAGGAUUUUUCCGACCAUUCCAAGAAAUUGAAGGCGGCAAAAUGGAGGUAGAUGAGGAGAAUCCCUGUUCUGCUUCUGGUUCAGCAGCAGAAUCGACUCCUGCGGUGGCUGAUACUGAGAUGCUGGAUACUGUGGGUAUUCCAGCGCCAGCUACUGCAAUCGAGAGUCAUUCAUUGGCGACUGUAAUUCCACCUGCAGCACCGCCGUUAGUCAUUCCUCCAUCAGUUCCUCCUCCCACAGUUGCCCCUUUGUCAGCUCCACCUCCUGUUCUUGUUCCUUCAAUGGCUCCUCUACCUGCUGUACCUUCUACACUUCCUAGACCAUUAGCACCUCUUCCUGUCCGCCCGCCUGUGCUUAAACCACCUGUUGCACAGAAUGGUGAGGUUAAUGCAAGUGAAUCGGACUCUGACCAUGAUGACCAUGGUAUUCAUGGUUCAACUGCUGAGUAUGAAAUUACAGAGGAAAGUCGACAGGUAAGGGAACGUCAAGAGAAAGCAAUGCGGGAUCUCUUGAUGAAGCGGCGAGCUGCUGCUUUAGCUGUACCCACUAAUGAUAUGGCUGUGCGCACUCGGCUUCGCCGUCUUGGUGAGCCUAUCACUUUCUUUGGGGAAAGAGAGAUGGAAAGACGGGAUAGGCUCCGGAUGCUGAUGGCCAAGCUUGAUGCUGAGGGACAGUUGGACAUGUUGAUGAAAGCGCAUGAGGAAGAGGAGGAAGCUGCUUCAGCUAGGGAUGAAGUUGAUGAACAAAUCAUUCAGUAUCCAUUUUAUACUGAAGGGACACAGGAAUUGUUGGAGGCUCGAAAGUUUAUUGCCAAGUUUUCCAUUGUCAAAGCAUCUCAACGUCUGCAGAGUGCCAGGAGGAAAAGGGAUGAUCCAGAUGAAGACGAGGAUGCAGAGAUAGAUUGGGCUCUUAGACAGGCAAAAACAUUUGCUCUUGCUUCCAGUGAAUAUGGUGAUGACCGUCCACUUUGGGGAUGUUCGUUCUCAAGAGAUGGAAAUCUGCUUGCUACCUGUUCAUCAAAUGGAGUUGCCAAAAUAUGGAGUAUGCCUCAGGUGACGAGGGUCGCUACCUUAAGGGGACAUACUGAGCAUGUUACUGAUAUUGCAUUUUCUCCUGUAAGUGACUACGUGGCAACUUCCUCAGUUGAUCGUACUGCAAGGUUGUGGAACUCAGACGGUACUCUAUUAAGAAAAUUUGAGGGUCAUCUAAAACGCCUAGCUCGUAUUGCUUUCCAUCCAUCAGGGAAGUACUUGGGCACUGCAAGUUUUGAUAAAACUUGGCGCCUGUGGGACAUUGAAACUGGUGCAGAGUUGCUUCUUCAGGAAGGCCAUAGCAGAGACGUUUAUGGCAUAUCUUUCCAUCCCGAUGGAUCAUUGGCAGCAUCUUGUGGACUGGAUUCUCUUGCACGUGUCUGGGAUCUCCGAACAGGAAGAAGUGUUCUUGCUUUGGAAGGGCACGUCAACCCUGUUUUUGGAGUUGAUUUCUCCCCUAAUGGCUAUCAUUUGGCAACCGGUUCCGAGGAUAAUACUUGCCGGAUUUGGGACUUGAGAAAGAAAAAAUCUUUUUACGUUAUUCCAGCCCAUUCAAAACAGCUUUCACGGGUUAAAUUUGAACCUCAAGACGGAUAUUAUUUGGUUACUGCCUCUUAUGAUACAACUGCUAAGGUAUGGUCAUCUCGAGACUUCAAGCCUAUCAAGACGUUGUCAGGGCAUGAAUCAAGAGUUGCAUCCUUAGAUAUUACAGGAGAUGGACAAUGCAUUGCAACCGUUGCGCAUGAUAGGACGAUCAAACUAUGGUCAAGCAGUGUCCCUUCAGAAGAUAAGUCAAUGGACGUAGACUAGACCUUGUUUUGGCAAUCAGUUGACAAUUCAUAGCAAAUUGUAUUUGUUGUUUUUGUUUAAGCUAAUUGGUCCAUCUGAUUGUAUUAGUUGUUUGUACGAAACAUUUUAUCUAAAUUUAGGCGUUGGCGAUAAUCGGUUUGUUCGCAAAUCACAA
This is a messenger RNA of Beta vulgaris subsp. vulgaris (sugar beet), 2327 nucleotides long. Its product is annotated as U4/U6 small nuclear ribonucleoprotein PRP4-like protein. Lineage: Eukaryota; Viridiplantae; Streptophyta; Magnoliopsida; Caryophyllales; Amaranthaceae. The record is from RefSeq and is a predicted model, not a curated record. Gene Ontology annotation, cellular component: U4/U6 x U5 tri-snRNP complex. Gene Ontology annotation, molecular function: U6 snRNA binding; U4 snRNA binding; protein binding. Gene Ontology annotation, biological process: mRNA splicing, via spliceosome. The coding region runs from base 374 to 2173 and encodes 599 amino acids. The transcript has 6 exons.